Molecule: messenger RNA, 699 nt
Organism: Penicillium verrucosum
Lineage: Eukaryota; Fungi; Ascomycota; Eurotiomycetes; Eurotiales; Aspergillaceae
Exons: 1
Coding region: 1-699 (232 amino acids)
Source: RefSeq, a predicted model, not a curated record
AUGACUCCCAAGUACCCCGGGUUUGAGCCGCAGGGCGAUAGCUUACGACGAUGGAUGGAGGAUGCUGAUGAGCCUGGAUGCCCUAUUCCUAGGACCACACUUACUAUCGACGACAUUGAUCCUAAGUUCUGGAUUGUCGGUAUCAUCCCGCAGUUCCUUGAAGACGACUGGAGGUACUGGGCCGGUAUUUUUGGCCUACCAGUUGAUGACCCAGCAAGUAACCAGGAAGCUAUUUAUCGAUUACAAUCAGCCGUUAAACACAAAGGCGAUCUUACACUUUGGAUUGGUCGAACGGGACCAGGCGUGAUAUUCAUGGACGAUCUCAGGAGACAGCAGGUUCCCACGAACUUUUACAUGUCCGAGUUUGCCAAGGCUUUCUAUGAGUCUCAUUUUCCUCUAGAGACCCUGAAGUACGUUAUUGUUACUGAUAUCCGUCAAAAGCACACCAAGCCCUUCAUUCAGGAUCAUAUUUACAAAUCCCGAGAGGGGCUGGAGUUUCCGCCCAAGGAGCCGCAAACUUGGGAGGCUCCUUCGCCGGAGUUUUCGGGCAUUCUUGGUACUCCCAUUGGUAAAGUUGUCGCGGCCUUUGUCUUGUGUGCAUAUGGUCAGGGAGUGAAACGGAUUCCACGGAUCGUGACAUUCCAUACCGGUGAAAACUCGAGUAAAUACAACCUUCGGUUUGAUAUUGAGGAUGUCUGA